AUGUUCUCAACCUUCACAGGCAACUCGAGGCGGCCGAGGAACGUGAACCUAAGCGGACAAGCCAGCAACCCGUUCUCCAACACAUCAUGGACGCCCUCGGCCGUUUCGAACGCUACAAAGACCGUCUCGGACGCCCAGGCCGACCGAGAAAAGCGACAGGCCGAGAGGCGACGUCUGAAGGCGGCAUCGCAGAUACAGAGAACAUGGCGAGGAUAUAGGUCGCGGUCUACUUUGAGGGACCAGCACAGGCAUGACUUUGAUCUCAUCUAUCAGUCUCUACCAGAUAGCGAUGCUUCCCAGAGGCUAUAUGCUUCUUUCCCUCUCCUAUUGUCCUUCUUCUCGUCCAACCGAGCCGGCGACAUGCAACGUCUAUUUUUAUUCAUCAAGGACUGUAAUAGUAUUUCCCUGCAGCAGUUCAGCGACGCCAGCCGUCAUCCUUCACGCCUUCAAAAGUUAAUGGUAAAGCUUGUGCAAGCCUUGGGUGUUUUAGUUUCCAAAGGAAAUACGUCGUUGGAAUUGCAAUAUCUCCUACUCCUGAUCGACCACCUGGCCACCAACUUCCCCUUCACGAUCCUUGAAUCGCUUGACGAAUACUAUACGGCGUUGGCCAAGUUUUGCCAAACAAGGCACGACCAAGAAUGGGUGGAUAUAGUAGUCAGAUCUCUCUCGGCUCCAUUGGAGGCAAGCUCGGGAAACAGUCCGAAUGCAUAUAGGGCGUUGGCGCUUCGAUUUCUAACAACUCAAGAUAUCCAUCUCUUUGAGGAAAACAUUGACCAGAUGGUCCAAAGCAUCAACACGGAGAAGCUCGCAAUGGAGAUACAGGGUUCGUACAACUAUAAAUCCGAUGCUUUGCCCGAAAAGGAUCGCCUGUUCUGGCUCUUGGCUCAUUAUAUUGAUUUGAGCCGAGCUCAAAAGAGCUCGACGCAAAACCUGGUUCAUCUGAAGGUCAUUUUUACACAGCUAUCCGCUUUAUCAUCCGAUAUCAGUAUUCGGAUAAACCCUGAAGCCCUGGCUGCUGGGCCUCUUGUGUUCCCCUCCUCAUCUUACAUAUCCCGCCAACUAUUGUGGCUCGUUGACAAUAAAGGCAUUUUCAAUCUGCUACAUGACUUCUCCAUCAGCCUGGCACAGUCUACAACCCAAGAACUCGAAGGAAGUGAGCUCCUUGCUGGUUAUAUCCUAGCUUUGCUUCAAAGUUUCCCCAGCAGAGCAGACGAUACGCGCAUGAGGCUGUUUCUCGAGGAGAUACCUGCUGCAGAGGGACAGGUCCCCAUUGUCAAAUACCUCUGGCAGAUGAUGACCAAGACCUCGGUGUUCCAAAAGCUAAGGACAGAGUCUGAGCGGCCAGCGAAAAUACUCCACAGGUACUUUUACGGCAAUUCAUCUCAGCCCUCGUCGCAUACAGAAGAGCAAGAGUGGAGAAUCAUUCUAUUAUUCCUAGAGCUUUACACUUUUAUCCUCAGGAUCAGCGAUGACGAAGACUUUUUAAGCGGCAUUUAUCCCAAAGUUAUAAGUAGCGAUGUACCGAGGUCACGCACUCGAUCAUGCAGCUUGGCGUUGAAAGACGUUGAGGCGCUCAUCACUUUCCUCAAGAAUACUGCAUUUGCUCUGCAUUAUAGUGUUCAAGAGAUCACUCAGACUCAAGCAGCUCUCGAGGCGUCAACAAAGUCCCGGCUGGACUCAUAUUGGGGGGACUCGUCAAGGAACGCAGAGGAGCCUAGGGGCUCCAGCAAAAGUCCAGCCUCGGACGUCUCCACCAAGCUCGAUCUAGAGAGCCUUCGCGCCAUCAUUACGAUAUCGUUGAAAAUGCUAUACGAGAGAGACUCGAGGAAACAUUUUCUGUCGGCAGAUCACUGGCUUAUGACGAGCAAACUGGAGAAGGAAGACUUCAUUGGGGCCGUCAUAGCAGAAGAAGAGAGGCAGAUCCAAGAACAGGCUGAUGAUAGUGACAUGGAGGCGGAUGAUGGUCAAGAGCCUUCAUUUGAUGAUGGUUACGGACUGCAUUCGACUUUUGCCGCGCAACGGCUUUCUCGUAAUGUCAGACUGGAGAGGAUCAAGGCUAACCAGAUGCGCGCCCAAAGGGAACGAAGACUCGCCGAGAUGGGGCCUAAAUUGGAGGUCUUAAAGCACAUCCCAUUUGUUGUUCCGUUUGAGACGCGAGUAAUGAUAUUUCGGCAAUUCGUCAACCUCGACAGAAUCCGCAGAGGCGGGAAUCAUGUGAUGUUGAUGGCUCCUGUGGGAAGGCAUCACGCAAAAAUCCGUCGUGGCCAGCUGUUUGAGGAUGCGUUUGAGCAGUUUUACCAGCUAGGGGAAGGUCUCAAGGACCCCAUUCAGAUAACCUUUGUCGAUCAAUUCGAUACGCCCGAGGCCGGUAUCGAUGGUGGUGGUGUUACCAAGGAAUUUCUAACGAGCGUUACGUCAGAAGCCUUUGGAAACGGGGCUGGGGGGCUGGGAAUGUUCACAUCCAGUGGUAAAGAGCUACUAUAUCCUAAUCCCACAGCUAUGGAUGUACUUCGCGAAUCACUGCGAAAGCAAGGGUUUUCAGAGUCCGAUCCUGAGUGGAGGGAGGCGGUGUCUGGUCUGCUCAGACGAUAUGAAUUUCUCGGCCGCAUUGUGGGAAAAUGCAUGUAUGAAGGCAUUCUCGUCGAUCUGGCGUUUGCUGGGUUUUUCCUCUUAAAAUGGCCGUCACCCAGUCGAAAAGAAGAGAACAGUUACAAGGGCAGUGUAAACGAUCUUCAAGACAUGGACGAAGAGCUAUAUAGGGGCCUCCUUCACCUCAAAAAUUAUGCCGGGGAUGUUUCAGCCCUGGGGCUUGACUUUACGAUAACGGACCAGAUCUCGGCACCGGGCGAUCCUGUUGAGAUUGUGACAAGGAAGUUGGUGCCUGGUGGUGACGAGAUGGUGGUUACCAACGACAAUCGCCUACUAUACAUAUCAUACGCAGCUCGCCACCGCCUAGUUGUACAGCCGGCUCCCCAGACGACUGCGUUUCUGCGCGGACUUCGCGAGAUUAUCCGGCCGUCGUGGUUGUCGAUGUUCAACCAGUCGGAGCUGCAGCGCCUAGUAGGCGGCGACUCGUUGGCAAUUGACGUUGACAACCUACGCCGAAACACAGUCUACAGCGGCCUUUAUACCAUAGGCGAUGACGGGGAGGAACACCCCACGAUCAAGAUGUUCUGGAACGUUAUGAACGGCUUCACAGACGCUCAGAGGCGCGAUGUUCUCAAGUACGUCACGUCGACUCCAAGAGCACCGCUGCUUGGCUUUGCACAGCUGAAUCCAAAGUUUGCCAUCCGAGAUGGAAGCUCGGACCAGGAACGAUUACCAAGCGCCAGUACGUGUGUUAAUUUGUUGAAACUGCCGAUUUACAAGUCGGAGUCGACUUUACGAAAGAAAUUGCUCUACGCGAUAACGGCGGGGGCCGGGUUUGAUUUGAGUUAG
Messenger RNA from Trichoderma aggressivum f. europaeum, 3438 nucleotides. RefSeq lists its product as uncharacterized. Bases 1 to 3438 code for a protein of 1145 amino acids. Gene Ontology annotation, molecular function: ubiquitin protein ligase activity; protein binding. The transcript is spliced from 3 exons. Lineage: Eukaryota; Fungi; Ascomycota; Sordariomycetes; Hypocreales; Hypocreaceae. Gene Ontology annotation, biological process: ubiquitin-dependent protein catabolic process; protein polyubiquitination. The record is from RefSeq and is a predicted model, not a curated record.